Molecule: messenger RNA, 898 nt
Organism: Darwinula stevensoni
Lineage: Eukaryota; Metazoa; Arthropoda; Ostracoda; Podocopida; Darwinulidae
Source: the annotation of a GenBank genome assembly
AAUCAGAGCCCCCACUUCCUCCCGUUCGGCCAAUCAAAGGCCUCUGACGUCAUCGCCGAAUGGAUGCUCAGUGGCGCGCUUCUCCCGGAUUUACAGCGAAUUUCGUCAUUCCUUCAGUCUUCAGCGUGUCCUCUCCGCGGAAAGCAUCCGACUGAAGAGGAUAGGAGAGCUCGUUUUCGAAUCGGGAUCUUUAUUCACGUACGAGCCAAACCUAGACCAAAACGCCUUUUGAAGAUGCAGAGAAAUCUUCGAAUGAAACGGGAGUUAGCCUUGCUGCACCAAGAUCCUCCUUCAGGGAUUACAUGCUCAUGUACUGAUGAUGUUCAUAUGGACAAGCUCCAAGCAGAUAUUGUUGGAUGCAGUGGCACUCCAUAUGAAGGAGGCAUUUUCAAGUUACAAAUCAAGAUUCCAGAAAGGUACCCCUUCCAGCCACCAGAGGUUCAAUUUGUCACACCUAUCUAUCAUCCUAAUAUUGAUUCCACUGGUCGUAUCUGCUUGGAUGUAUUGAAAAUGCCGCCAAAAGGUUCCUGGAAGCCGUCACACAAUAUCGGCAGUGUUCUCACAUCCAUCCUCCUGUUGUUGAAUGAACCAAAUCCUGAUGAUCCCCUCGUCACGGAAAUAGCAGAGGAGUUCAAAUUCAGCAGAAUGGCAUUUGAAGAAAAAGCUCGGAGGUGGACAAAGCAAUAUGCAUCUCAGGAAGCUGCAGAAAGGUCCUCCCGAGUCUCUAUGGCAACGGCAAAGGGAGAUGUGGCAAAGUCGGCACCAGAACACGGUGUUGAGUGAUUUUUGCUUGAUAAUUUCAUUUGUGGAUGUGAUUGGUUUCUGAUUCACAUUGAUGGUUUGUGUCUCUUAAGUAUAAGGGGAAAAGUGCACUGCUGUGAUGCCUUGGACUGGUCAC